Molecule: messenger RNA, 1026 nt
Organism: Galeopterus variegatus (Sunda flying lemur)
Lineage: Eukaryota; Metazoa; Chordata; Mammalia; Dermoptera; Cynocephalidae
Gene: CTF1
Product: cardiotrophin 1
Exons: 4
Coding region: 1-405 (134 amino acids)
Source: RefSeq, a predicted model, not a curated record
AUGAGCCGGAGGGAGGGAAGUCUGGAAGACCCCCAGGCUGACUCCUCAGUCUCACUCCUUCCCCACUUGGAGGCCAAGAUCCGUCAGACACACAGCCUUGCCCACCUCCUCACCAAAUAUGCUGAGCAGCUGCUCCAGGAAUAUGUGCAGCACCAGGGAGACCCCUUCGGGCUGCCCGGCUUCUCGCCCCCGCGGCUGCCGGUGGCCGGCCUGAGUUCCCCGACGCCGAGCCACGCGGCGCUGCCGGCGGCCCGCCGGACGGCCACGCGCGCCGCCACCGCCACCGUCGCCGCGGGCGUCUUCCCCGCCAAGGUGCUGGGGCUGCGCGUGUGCGGCCUCUACCGCGAGUGGGUGAGCCGCACCGAGGGCGACCUGGGCCAGCUGGUGCCCGGGGGCCCGGCCUGAGCGUCUGUAGGCGUCCCUGUCGCUGUAGGCAUGUCUGUCCUUGCCGGUCUCCACCGCCCUGUCGCGGCCGUCUCUCUUUAUCUGUCCUCAUUCUCCUUUCCCCUCUGGACCCCCUUGUCUCCGCGUGCAGCUUCCCCUGGGUCUGCCAUUUUCUUGCUUUCCCUCCCAUUUUCUCCAUCCUUGGGUCUGCCUUAGUCUCUUUGGUCUCCCCCUUUUCUGUCUCUCGGGUCUCUCUUUCUCUCUCUGUACCCAUCUGUUGUCUCCCUUAGCCCUAUGUGAGCGUGUGUACAUCUCAGCCUCGUCUCUCUGUCUCCCUCUGUUCCUCUCUCUGUCCCUUCCUGGCCAGGGACGUGCCUGCUGGUCCUGUGAUGGGAAGGCAGCUCCAGACAAAUUGCAGCCACCUUCCCCUGUCGCUCCACCUGCCGCCUCACUCUCCGCAGUCCCAUCCGUCCCUUUGGGCCCUGCCUCCUCUCCCUUUUAUGUCCUUCUCCUCCUCCACCUUCCUCGGCCCUAUCCCUGCACGACCCCCACGCCCAUCCCAAGCCAGGUCUGUGGAGAGAAAAAGAGCAACGCCUUAAAAGAGUUUUGUUUCUGAAAAUAAAUUAACUUUUUGUAAAUAAA